This is a messenger RNA of Carlito syrichta (Philippine tarsier), 1360 nucleotides long. RefSeq names its product cytosolic phospholipase A2 epsilon. Gene Ontology annotation, molecular function: calcium ion binding; calcium-dependent phospholipid binding. NCBI's taxonomy places the organism in Eukaryota, Metazoa, Chordata, Mammalia, Primates, Tarsiidae. Gene Ontology annotation, biological process: glycerophospholipid catabolic process. The record is from RefSeq and is a predicted model, not a curated record. Gene Ontology annotation, cellular component: cytosol. The annotation marks the transcript as partial. The transcript is spliced from 8 exons.
GACUAUGGCUACCUUGUAUAGUGACCCUGACUGGUCCUCCAAAAACCUGGAGCCUGCUGUCUUCGAGGCCCGGAGACACGUGGUCAAGGACAAGAUGCCCUCCCUGUUCCCAGACCAGCUCUGCAAAUUCCAGGAAGAGCUUCGGCAACGCAGCCAAGAAGGCUAUAGGGUCACCUUUACAGACUUCUGGGGCCUGCUGAUUGAGUCCUGCCUGGGGGAUGAGAGAAAUGAAUGCAAGUUGUCCGAACAGCGUGCUGCUUUGUGCCGGGGCCAGAAUCCCCUGCCCAUCUACCUCACCAUCAAUGUCAAGGAUGAUGUAAGCAACCAGGACUUCAGAGAGUGGUGCGAGUUCUCCCCCUACGAGGUGGGCCUGCAGAAGUACGGAGCCUUCAUCCCCACCGAGCUCUUCGGCUCCGAGUUCUUCAUGGGGCGGCUGAUGAAGAGGAUCCCUGAGUCUCGAAUGUGCUACAUGCUAGGUUUGUGGAGCAGCAUCUUCUCGCUGAACCUGCUCGAUGCUUGGAACCUGUCCCACACCUCGGAGGAAUUUUUCCACAGGUGGACGAGGAAAAAAGUACAUGACAUCGAAGACGAGCCUAUUCUGCCAGAAAUCCCCAAGUGUGAUGCCAACAUCCUGGAGACCACGGUAGUGAUCCCGGGGUCAUGGCUGUCUGAUAUUUUUCGAGAAGUUCUCACCCAUCGGCCUUUCGUGUCCGAGUUCCACAACUUCCUGUCAGGGCUGCAACUGCACACUGGCUACCUCCGGAAUGAUCAGUUCUCCAUGUGGAAAGACACAGUGCUUGAUGGUUUCCCAAACCAGCUGACAGAGUCCGCGAACCACUUGAGCCUGCUGGACACCGCGUUCUUCGUUAACUCCAGUUACCCACCCCUCCUGAGGCCGGAAAGAAAAGCUGACCUCAUCAUCCACCUCAAUUACUGUGCCGGGUCCCAGACAAAGCCUCUGAAACAAACCUGUGAGUAUUGCACAAUGCAGAACAUCCCCUUCCCCAAAUGUGAGCUGCCAGAUGCUAACGAAGAUCUCAAGGAAUGCUACCUGAUGGAGAACUCCCAGGAACCCGACACCCCCAUCGUGGUUUUCUUCCCACUCAUCAAUGACACCUUCCAAAAGUACAAGGCACCCGGUGUAGAGCGAAGCCCAGAGGAGCUGGAGCAGGGCCAGGUUGACAUUUAUGGCCCCAAAACUCCCUAUGCCACCAAGGAGCUGACAUACACGGAGGCUGCCUUUGACAAGCUGGUGAAGCUCUCUGAGUACAACAUCCUGAAUAACAAGGACAGGCUCCUUCAGGCCCUGCGCCUAGCAGUGGAGAACAAGAAGCGCCUGAAGAGCCAGUGUCCCUCCUAG